This is a messenger RNA of Myotis brandtii (Brandt's bat), 1325 nucleotides long. RefSeq names its product putative gametogenetin-binding protein 1. NCBI's taxonomy places the organism in Eukaryota, Metazoa, Chordata, Mammalia, Chiroptera, Vespertilionidae. The record is from RefSeq and is a predicted model, not a curated record. The coding region runs from base 767 to 1126 and encodes 119 amino acids. The transcript is spliced from 6 exons.
CCUGGGAGGCCCAUGUACCCUCUGGCCUCCCUUCUCUCAGGCCUGGCCAUUUUUGUCGGGCCUCCGCCUCUCUUUUCUCAGGGCCGGGCCGGGGAGAAGGCAGACCCUCCCUCCUCCAUCCCCAGGUGCCUCUCAAAAUAGGCCUUUGCCUAGCACCCCCACUUCCAGCUCCUCCUGGAAGAAGAUGCCCUUGCCUCUCCCCUGGUCCCCCAACCCGGCAGCCCAGGACAGCAGGGCCAGAGGAUGCUGCCUGCACCUGCACCUCCCGCUCCCUCCGCCCCAGAGCUCCCUGCUGGAGCCGGUGGAGCCGCAGCACAGCCCCAGGACCAGAGGCCUCUGCCGACCAGGGCCUACCCCUGCCCGUCCAAGAGGCAUGACUUCCUGUCAAUACCAAUGGAAAAAAUCAGGAUGGUGAUGUUUCUUUUGCACGUUAGCAAGUGAAUCUUCUCACUGAAUCUUCUCAACAACGCUUGGAAGUAGUGCCAUCCGUGCACCCACUGUACAGAUGAGCCAACUGAGGCUCAGCUGGUUUAAGGAGCUCUCCGGAAGUCACCGAGCUGCGCUAUAAUCGAGUCUGGAGGUGCCGGGGGAAUAACAAUACUAAAUUGAGAUUCAACGUGCAACUAGGUACCAGGCACCUCCGUGGUCUCUGGGACUAGAAACCCGAAGGGGACAGGCAGGAGACCUCAGGCCGGCUUCUCUGAAGGUGGAGGCAACUCCCUGGAACCACAUCCUCACCUUGUACAAGCAGUUUCAGAAACUGGCCAUGGCCAAGCUGCCUCUCGAGGAAGACUCACCUGACGACGAGGAGGAAGGGGAGGAAGAGGAAAUGGAGGAAGAGGACAGCUCAUUCAAGCUCUGCGUCCCAGUCCCCCUCCAGUCGCCACUGCAUAAGACAUUUAGGCCAAUCGACACAGUGGGUUUCGUGGAGUCAGAGUUAAAGAAGUUUCUGGAAGCACAGCAGGAGUCCCGCCUCCGCCUCCGGAAGAUGCGCAGCCUUGAGAGCCUGGAGCCACUGGUCCCAUCAGAGAUCACCCUGGAGAGCAUUCUGGGUGACCAGGGCCUGCUGCUCCAGGAGAUGGAUGCCCUGGGAAACUGGCCUCCACACUGGCCUCCGAGGGAGUGAGGGGUGCUGGCGAGUCUGCCCCGCCGGCCCGGACGGACCUGCACAGGGAGGCAGCCCCUCUCCUUAGGAAACAGCCCAGGAGCUCCGGGCCGGGUCCCGGGAUAAACGGUGGCCAUGCGUCUGCAGGGCGGCUGCCAGCAGACUGUCCCACAGUCGGACGUGGGCUGUGAGGUUAUGAAUAAAGCCCAGUUUGACUCCG